Molecule: messenger RNA, 582 nt
Organism: Exophiala spinifera
Lineage: Eukaryota; Fungi; Ascomycota; Eurotiomycetes; Chaetothyriales; Herpotrichiellaceae
Exons: 2
Coding region: 1-582 (193 amino acids)
Source: RefSeq, a predicted model, not a curated record
AUGUCAACCCCCGCCCAACUAGCGGCGGAAAUGGAGGCCCUAUUGGCCUAUGAAACAGCGUCGAAUGAUGAGUUCUAUGAGUGCAACUCCGACCCGGAGGCCGCGGAGGGCGCGGCCGCGCAGGAAGAUGCCCCGGAGGCUCUCGACGACGCGCAACCUAGUGAAGAGGCCGCGGAGGCGCAGGAACAGGGCCCUGUGAUUCCAUUUGCGCUCCCGCCUAGUGACACUAUGUUUCACUCACUUGAGGAGGCCUGGGAGUUCCUUGAUGGAUGGACAGGGCCUCGCGGAUAUGGCCUCCGCAUUCAUCGACAAGGUCGUCCCAAUCUCAGCGGCGAAAUCAAUUCAAUCUACCUAGUCUGUGAUCGCGCUGAUCCGCGGAAUAAGAAAAGAAGCGCUGUUCAACGAUCUAGGGAUGGCUCUCUCUGGCGACUUAUUUCUACUCAUUUUGAGCACUCUCAUGAGCCUUCAUGGGGCCCUUUAAUAUAUCCUAGUCUCCGCCGACGUGGACAUCAAGGUGAGAUCUCUCAACUCAUUAAGGAGCAACUUCAUGAAGGCCUCGGAGCGCAGUUAACUACCUCUUGA